Messenger RNA from Osmerus eperlanus (European smelt), 1043 nucleotides. RefSeq lists its product as uncharacterized. The record is from RefSeq and is a predicted model, not a curated record. NCBI's taxonomy places the organism in Eukaryota, Metazoa, Chordata, Actinopteri, Osmeriformes, Osmeridae. Bases 312 to 788 code for a protein of 158 amino acids. The transcript has 5 exons.
UGUCACUAUCCGAUCCAUCCCUUCAUAACAUGUAUCAUUAUGCUGAAAUAUGCUUACCAAGAAAGAAAAAAGUAUAUGAAACGUUCCGCCUCUGAAUCUGAUGUUUUACCCAAUUUUUCAGUUCAAAUACAUACAGGAUAUUUGAUGAAAGGAUACCUGACAAAUUGGAACCUGACAAAGUCUAUAAGAACCAUUCAUAUGUCAUACGCCCUAAGGAACAUGAGCUGCUUAAGACACACAAUAUUCCACAAACCUCCUGUGCCAAGUUCAUAAGGACUAAUGUAAGGUUCCUGAAUGCACCUGUAACUCACAUGGAGACAGAGAUGACAAAGUGUAAAUGGUGGCCAGAGUCAGUAGAUAAUGAUUUGAGGGUCAAGGCACCAUACAGCAUUGACACCACUCAACGGAAGGACUACCAAGCCAUUCAUCAAACACUGACUCCUGUCAGACAUGUGACAAACAACAACAGAAUGGCUGCCUCCGGAAUCUUUCCCACUUUACACCCUCUGGGCAGUCCAAAGGUUUUGUUGGAGAGCAUGUCCUUCAUUCACCAGUAUGACUGUAGGAAGUUACAAGACCAACCAUAUCAAGGAAGGCACCAUGGAACUUUUGUGUGGAGAGAAGUGAAUCCAAAAGGAGCAAGCACAUUCCUGAGCGUCGGAGGGUCACGUCCACCAGCAGAGAACGGAGGAAAUGCUGUGACCUCACCCCAGCUUUCCACACUCUACCCCCAGCACACUGGGAAUAGUGGUGGGGCCAGCUCAAGUUGGGAUGAGCCCAAAAGUUAGAGGCCCCUUUGUCCGGGGGUCAUCUCAGGGGAGUUAAAGCCAGCUUUUUCAAAGCUUAAACAGAUCCACAUCACCCAGAGAUGAGCACAUUGUCCAGGGAGAAGUUCCAUGUAUCUCCACAACCUUUAAUGCAGUUGCCGAGGAGAGAUAAUGCAUGCGGUAAGUGCAUGUGAAGAGCAACGAGAAUCAUAUCUAAUGAGAGCAGCGUUGAGCCGCAGCACAUCCAGUGGCUCCAAAUCCAGAUUUAAUAAACCA